UCAAAACGGAGCCAUAUGAGGUGAAUCCUCACGGCACAUAGUGGUGGUCAGCUAACGGAGCAUAUUAUAUUAUGUUAGUUAACUUGUGUCACCACAGCCGUAAAGCGAUUUAGCUUGCAGCUAGCAGGUUGUAUGGCUUUGGGCCGAUGUUGCUAGUGGAGGAAGGGAUGCAUGUUUUGUCUUUCAUUAUGUCGAAGUCGUUCUGUUAUUUUUAGCUAGCACUGCAGGCUAGCUUAGCUAAUAGCGGCGAGUAAAGCGUGACUAAUCGGUUUGUUUGAAACACAAUACAAAUGGAGCAGUGGCAGGACGAGGCCUCUCAGCAGGUCAAGCUGCUUACAACUCGUCUGAAUGAACUGUUGUCCAAAGGUCUGGGACUGCUGCGAUCCGAGCUCGGCGUGGAUUUGGGGCUGAAGCCUGAGCUGAUUCCGCCAUGGGUGAUCCUCUUAGCGGCAUGUAGCGGGCUACUGCUCCUGGUCGCUCUGUGGGCCUCAACCUGCCGGUCUCUCUUCAAGAAACGACCCGAUGUAAGGCCUCUGGACGACGGGUUUGAAUUGAAACGCGAUGAGAGUAAACCUGUCAAAUCCGAGGAACAGAAGAAAAAGAAGAAGAAGACGGAAAAGAAAUCCCAGCCUAAUGGGAGAGCUGUUGCUGAACCACAGGAAGAAGCCAUAGAAUCUGAAGAGAUAGUGCCACAUCACCAGACGCCCCCACCAGAAUCCAAGGCUGAGAAGGCUGCAGAGUUAAAGAAGUCUAAGAAGAAGGCCAAACAGGCUGUGAAGGAGACAAAGACUGUGACUGCAGCUCGCAAAGAACCAGAAGAAGGCACAUGGGAGACCAAGGUCAGCAACAAGGAGAAGCGUGAGCAACGCAAGAAGGAUAAGGGCUCCAGUGAUGGCUCCAACAGUCCUGGAGGAGGACACACACCUGUGAGCGCUCCCCAAGAGCAGCCAAAGGCCUCCGCUGCUCCCCCGCCUGCCAGCCAGAAGAAGACAAAAGGAGAAUCUGCCAAAGUGAAAGUAGAGAAGGUUGAGGCUGUUGUGCCUGCAGUUAACAGUGAGGCGGUGGCUGCUGUGACGGACAUGGCUGUGAAGGUUCCUGCUCCCACCGUCUCGCCGAAGGCCCGCCCCUGGACAACCACUACAGAGCCAGCAUCAGUGUGGAGAGCAGAGCUUGAUGAGUCUUGGACCGUGAUUGACAGGGGGAUGGCCCCAGCGGACCCAAAUCUGGUGUCUUUAAGCGGCCUGGGUGUUGGUACUGCUGGUGAGUCUACAACAAAGUGGUGAUGUGACAAGUACUGGUGUAAUCUGGUUUACACCUCUAGAUGGCAUAGGUAGCUUCUCUUUUAGCAAAAUGAUGCUCCUCGUGUCCCCUCUUAGACCCCGUUUAAACGGAAACGCAAACGGACCGAAUUCGUUAUCAAAAAAGUCUUCCGUUCACACGCAUUCGGCUUAUUUAACGUGUCCGUU
Notothenia coriiceps (black rockcod) is the source of this 1466-nucleotide messenger RNA. RefSeq names its product protein LYRIC-like. NCBI's taxonomy places the organism in Eukaryota, Metazoa, Chordata, Actinopteri, Perciformes, Nototheniidae. Gene Ontology annotation, molecular function: transcription coregulator activity. Gene Ontology annotation, cellular component: nucleus. The record is from RefSeq and is a predicted model, not a curated record. Bases 291 to 1283 code for a protein of 330 amino acids. Gene Ontology annotation, biological process: positive regulation of canonical NF-kappaB signal transduction; positive regulation of angiogenesis; regulation of transcription by RNA polymerase II. The transcript is spliced from 7 exons.